GUCAAACUGUUUUCGGAUCAAACGGUGAAGGUUCAGCGAACGACAUUCUAUUCUGUUUCACACCUUAACGAUCAACAGCUACGACGACCACUUUUUUCCAGCAAUCCAUGUUCGACUAUCACACGUCCGUGAGCCGACUGUUUACGGUGGAAGAUUUGGGGAGAAAGUUCAACCGCACUUUCGACGUUUCGCAGGAUCCGGCGCGGCGGUCGUUAAAGAUAGCGUUUGACGUCGAAGGCAUCGAAUUAGGGACGUACGCGGUUCUCUUGUGCACCGACGGGCUAGUGAAUUUCGUUCUGUGCGCCAUACUGGCAAGCUUAGCAGUGAUGAGCAAAAACGUCAAGAGGCCGCUGUACGAGGGACUGACAUGUUGCACUUGCGUCGGACUGUUGCUCGGUCGGUUUUUCGGAUUCGUUUUUUGGGAAACUACGCCAAAGAACGUUCCGUUUCACAUUUCCUUCUUGUGCUUAGUAAUUGGCGGCUUGUCCGUUGCUCUACACGCCACGUUCGACCACGACAUCUCACUUAAGGCACUGACCCUGAUGGGAUACGGUAUCUUUACCGAACUUUACCGCUGCGGUUUGAAAUCCACAAUGUGCAGACUGAUCGAAAUUAGCCGGUUCACUCAGUUCCACACCUACCACACGCUGACUCGUGGAAUAACUUCGACGGUUUCGUUCAUGUGGAUCGGUUCGAUGAUACAACCAGUGGCCAAUACCGGAAGUUCCGUAUUCACGCUGUGCGGUAACGCGUUAAUAUUCAGUGCGUUUAUUUUGCUCUUCGGUCAUUUGUAUUUGAACCGUCAAAGAACAAACGACCGGCUGCAAGAUUACCCGUGAUGGCGGCGGAUAUUUCCACGUGUAGAAUAUUCAUUAUAUUUGUUAAAAAAUAUAAUACACAAAUGUUAUGUAUUAAACGAGCGUUGAGCCUGAUGUGAUCACAAAACCAAUAUUUUGUAUUUGAAAAUAUAAAAACAGUACUAUCAUAAGUCCUGUCCUACAUUAAGACGGCUCAAUUGCUAUAAAAAAAAUAUAUACACUAACAAAAUAAUAGCGGCGAGUGUGAUAUGUGAACACAAUAGUAUUAUUGUGUAUUACAAAUAUGAGAACAGUACUAUGGCACUCUCCUUUUUAAAGUUUUUAAAGGGCUAAUGGACAACCGAUCUUAAGGGGUUUUAUGAUUUUUU
Messenger RNA from Adelges cooleyi (spruce gall adelgid), 1186 nucleotides. RefSeq lists its product as uncharacterized. The record is from RefSeq and is a predicted model, not a curated record. The transcript has 4 exons. NCBI's taxonomy places the organism in Eukaryota, Metazoa, Arthropoda, Insecta, Hemiptera, Adelgidae. The coding region runs from base 108 to 839 and encodes 243 amino acids.